Nothobranchius furzeri (turquoise killifish) is the source of this 1845-nucleotide messenger RNA. Its product is annotated as E3 ubiquitin-protein ligase znrf2. Gene Ontology annotation, biological process: protein K48-linked ubiquitination; proteasome-mediated ubiquitin-dependent protein catabolic process. Gene Ontology annotation, molecular function: ubiquitin protein ligase activity. The record is from RefSeq and is a predicted model, not a curated record. Lineage: Eukaryota; Metazoa; Chordata; Actinopteri; Cyprinodontiformes; Nothobranchiidae. Gene Ontology annotation, cellular component: membrane; intracellular membrane-bounded organelle; cytoplasm.
UGCCCCACCAGGGGAGGAGGGAGAGGAGGAGGGCAACCCCUGCUUUUAUUUUUAUGUUCUGAUGGCCGCAGUUAAGCCCAAAAACACAAUCGCUGCCGAGGAGCCUUCGAGCCAAACUCUUGUUUUGUGUGCUGGUGAGGAGCGGAGGAACUAAAGGCGCGGGACUGCUGAGGUGCCCUCCGCUUUGCUUUUCCAUUGUUUGAAAAGGGGAAGGGCUAAGAAAGAGCAACCAAAACAAAACCAGAACAAGUGAAAUCCUCUCGGGUCGUCUGCGGGAACGCACUUUACGCACAAAGGGAGCACGCAGUCACACUCUGAUGUUGGAUCACCUCGACGGCGUGACUGCCCUUGUUGGUGUCAUCUCUUCAGGACUCGCUGUGAUCAUGAGUCGUGGCUGAAACCAAACAAAAACAAACUUCGAAGCUCUGAAAACCUCGCGGAUCCUGCGGCAUGGGCUCGAAACAGAGCAGCCCGGCGCUUGACGGCAGAACUCGGGCUUACUCCAGCUCCGACCUCCCCGUUUCUGGGAGCUCCGGUGCAGCUGAAAGGAUCGCAGGGUUUAGGUACACAAACGGACCCGACGGGCCCCGGAUCCGCUACAUGGGUGAAGGACCAGCCAACCCCGGGCUGAGUAUCCCGGCCGGUGCAAGGUCAGGGUCGCACAGUCAGAGCCUGGAUGAUGGAGACGGUGAUGAGGGCCAGCUGGGCCCUGACGCGCACAGGUUACUCAUCGGGUCACUACCUGCUCACCUGUCCCCCCGCCUGCUGGGAGGGUUCCAUUGUCCUGUUUGCUCCAAGUUCAUGGAAGCAGAUGAAAUAGAGAAGCACCUGCUUGUGUGUUUCAGCAAAACACACCUCACCUAUAACAAGGACAUCCUGUCCAGAGACUCUGGGGAAUGUGCCAUCUGUCUAGAGGAGCUGGAGCAGGGGGACACCAUUGCCAGACUGCCUUGUCUCUGUAUCUACCACAAAGGGUGCAUUGAUGAAUGGUUUGUGGUGAACCGGUCAUGUCCAGAGCAUCCUGCAGACUAGCAGCUCCUGUUCAUCACCAUAAUCCCAAAGCUGUCUGAUCCAGCUCUCCUCAGGGACUCAAGACAUUAUAAUGACCUUUUUUUUUUUAUCGUGGCCUAACAACACACUGAUGGACCUUCUUCAUAUGAUGUGACGUUGAUAGAACCACUGAUGGAGACAUGGGGUCUCUUCUAUUUGUGAACUCUCCAUGCGUCGUGUGUUGAAGCGAGCGUGUGACACCGGAGCCUGAUCCAGUCUUGGGGAACUGGGUGUGGUUUUACAGCUCGGAGCCUGCAGAUCCAGUAUGGUGUGUGGAAAUUUAGGCUAAGUGACCGAAUUUGGUCAGAGUGAGGAUGUUGUGCAAUAUGAAAACCAGCCAAAUGGAACCGAAUAAACCAAGCCUUUUGUCAGCUUUAAGGGAUGAUUGCUGUGGUGAUGGUAGUCGGAGAAUAGAUUAGAACUUUAUCCCACGUCAGCUACCAUGACUGUUUGUUAAUCAAUCAUGUCUUAAACCAAAUCUUCUAACAGGAGAAAGGUGAACUCAUCAUUCACUGGGUCAUUCAUUACCACAGUGAUGCGGUUAAUUAGUCAUGAAAUGAAAAAAAUAUAACUUUUAGACAUAUCUAAUGAUCAUUUAGACUCUCUCUCUCUAGGGAGUGCCACAAUGUGCUGCUAUGUCGUCAGACUGGAACGUUUUUUCUUUAACCUUUAUACUAUCUUUUUCUUCUUUGAUUGUACUGCAGUAAAUUGCACAAUAAGUGUUUUUUCUUCGUGUUUUUCCACUAUUAGAAUUGUACACCCACACUUUAAAUAAAAUAACGUCUCUAAAUCUAA